UUACUGUAUUUCGUGUAUUUCAUUUAGUGAUUGACGCUCGCUGAAGACUACCUGGGGUACAAAGGCUAUACAGCAUCGUGGCAACUUUCAAACCACCAGCUAGUCAUCCAGUGCUAUCCACUAUCCACUACAAUAUCCACAUGCAGCUUGAGGAAAACGCGAAACGAGACUGCGAGCGAGGGAUAUCCGCAUAUGUACUACACUCAGCUGACGAGCUCAGGCUCAUGAACCGGGAAUUAUAACCACGGUCACUCGGGCUGACAUUUAGACUAGCAACGGUUAAGAGCCCCGACUGCUUUUCACGAGGAAGCAUCUGAUUGCGGUGUACGUGAACAUUUACCGGGCUUAUUCUCAAGUAUUUUUCCCAGUCCGAGUAACCAUUCACACUCACGCUCCAAGCUCCAAGAUUUCAGAACUCACACGGACGGUGGUCAGAGCUCAACCUUUAACCGCAACAAUGUCGCCCACAGAUAUCCCGCUCACCCAACGCGCGGCCGUCAUCCACAAAUUUGGCUCCACCAUCGACAUCACCUCCUCCCACCCCGUCGUCCAGCCCAGCGCCCUCACCCCAGGCCAAUGUCUCGUCAAAAUAGAGUAUGCAGGUGUCUGCCAUUCCGAUCUGAAUGCGCUCUAUGGAGACUGGGCAACGAAACCGACGCUGCCGAGGGUGGGGGGACAUGAAGGUGUUGGGCAUAUCGUCGCUAUAGGCGAACAUACAGUUGAGGCAGCAGUCAAGGUCGGAGAUAGAGUCGGAUUGAAAUGGCUCGCGAAGACUUGUCUGAAAUGCGAGUUUUGUCGGCUGACGAACGAGUCCAGUUGUCCAACUCGUACGGUCCACGGUUUCACAUUUGACGGUACUUUUUGUGAAUAUGCUGUUGCCUGGGUUGACUAUGUGACUUCCAUCCCAAAGUCUAUUGACAGCGCAACGGCCACUGCCAUCCUAUGCGCUGGGCUUACCGUAUUCAAAGGUCUGAAGCAGGCCAAUCUUCUCGUCGGUCAGUGGAUAGCCAUUCCCGGCGCUGGCGGUGGUCUUGGGCAUUUAGCCGUGCAAUACGCCGUGCUCAUGGGUCUCCGGGUCUUGGCGAUCGAUACCGGCGAAGCGAAAAGAGAGCUCUGCACGUCCCUAGGGGCGGAGAAGUGGAUAGACUUCAAAGAGAGCCAAAACCUGAUCGCAGACGUGAUCAAAGCCACAGACGGUCAAGGCCCUCACAUAGCUCUCAUUGCUUCCAGCGCUGCAACUCCCUACAACCAAGCAUGUAUGUACCUCCGUCCAACAGGAACGCUAGUUGCCCUGGGAUUACCCGCAGGCGCAGUACUGAGCGUGCCCAUCCUUGUCCUCGUCGGAAAAGAGCUGAAGAUUGUGGGAUCUGCUAUCGGCAAUCGACAGGACGCCGUAGAAUCCAUGGAUAUCGCCGCCCGGGGGAAAGUCAAGUGCCACUACGGCGUAAAGACGCUCGAAGAGCUCAACAGCAUCUUUGCGGAUAUGGAAGAAGGAAAGAUAACUGGCAGGAUUAUGCUUAAGUUUUGAUGAGGGAUGACUUGUCUGUGAUAAAGCUGUAAACGGAGUUGUAAGCUUACUUACGAAUCAUCUUGCCAAGAUCAUUGGCAAUGUAUCCAUAUACGUGUAUAUAUGUAUGACUGCACGUCGAUAGCAGACGAGUUUGCUUGAUCCACAUGGCGGUCAGACAGUCGUCUUCAUUCCAAUUUACCUACCUAUCGACACAUAAUAGACCGUCAUGAUCAAGCGUAACAUGUAAAUCAGUCGUACGAAAGGGAAAAGUGAACAGAAAUUGAAAUUGGAACGCAUUAACUGUGAUGAAUAUAUAAGAGCUUCAGACACAGAAACUAAAAACAGAAGGGGGAGGUAAGCACAGCAGACAAUUUCAGCAAACAAGCGCAGAAAUUUCGAGAAAAAGAAGAAUAUAAUCUGCAAGCAGCGCAACAUAUAAAAAAUAAAAAGAAAAGAGCGACAGAAGACUUAACAGUCCAACAACAAAAGUAUACAAUCUUUACUUUAUCUUUACCAGUGGCUUUAUAAAACGCAAAAGCCACUUUCGGGGAGGAAAACACAUUGUUCAUGCAUGGACAAGAAGAGGUGAUCCAGAUAUGUCCAAUGGGUAUGAGAAAUCAUGAGGGACUACUAUUCGUUUGCAAACCCUGAGAACUCGGUUACUCUGGCCAUAGUCAUUAUCGUCCUGAUAGCUCAUCCGCGCACCGCUGUCUCUAGAACCCGGGACGUUGCCGUCAUUGAACACGUCGCCUUCAUUAUCACUGAGACCUUGCAUAUGCUCAGGUUCAGGAGGGGGAGAAUGAGCAGGCGAUGGCAAUUCAUGUGGAUUGGGAAGAGGCGGGCUAGGAGAACGCUGGGGUGCACCGGCAUUGUAUCCAUACGCAUCAGGCCCUGGGGUAUUGGUAUUAUUCGACCGACCAUACGAAUGGUACGAAUCAGAUGGAUAUGCACUCGGCUGUGAGUACGACUCGCCAGAACUGUAUCCUUGCGCACUCAUAGCUGGUCCACUUUGAUGGGUAAAUUGGGUAUGCUCCGAUGGUCUCCGAUUGACGAAAGGUCCAUUCCCGGCGGCGGCGGCGGCAGCAGCAGCAGCAGCGGCACCAGUACCACCAAGUCCAACGGCUUCGAGCAAGUCGCUCCCGCCAGGUCCUCGCCUGUACCUUAAGCUAGGAUUGUCUCGCAUC
Molecule: messenger RNA, 2694 nt
Organism: Serpula lacrymans var. lacrymans S7.9
Lineage: Eukaryota; Fungi; Basidiomycota; Agaricomycetes; Boletales; Serpulaceae
Exons: 12
Coding region: 458-1528 (356 amino acids)
Molecular function (GO): oxidoreductase activity
Source: RefSeq, a predicted model, not a curated record